Coprinopsis cinerea okayama7#130 is the source of this 1258-nucleotide messenger RNA. Its product is annotated as guanine nucleotide binding protein beta subunit. The record is from RefSeq and is a predicted model, not a curated record. The coding region runs from base 212 to 1258 and encodes 348 amino acids. Lineage: Eukaryota; Fungi; Basidiomycota; Agaricomycetes; Agaricales; Psathyrellaceae. Gene Ontology annotation, molecular function: protein binding; signaling receptor complex adaptor activity. The transcript is spliced from 6 exons. Gene Ontology annotation, cellular component: cytoplasm; heterotrimeric G-protein complex. Gene Ontology annotation, biological process: G protein-coupled receptor signaling pathway.
CGCCAACGUCCCCGAAACAGUUGAGCUCGCUGUCUGACUGCUGACGCCGACUGCUAGUCCAGACAGCUCUCGUCUACCCCCCGUAUUCCCACGCGCCUGUUAUACUCUUUUUGCUGGUGUCAAACUCAGGGUCUGGGUCGUCUCUCCUCACAUUGCGACGAAUACACCGCCAACGUCACACCAAUAGCCGUUUCAUUCCCAUCUAUACAACAUGUCUCAAGGUCAAGGCGAUAUUCAGGAGCGGAUCGCCGCCGCUCGUCGAGAAGCGGAGAGUUUGAAGGAAAAGAUCAGGGCAAAGAAGGAGUCGUCGGCGGAUACCAGCUUGCGUGCAAUGGCUGCCGAGGUUGAUGCACUCCCACGAAUUGUGAUGCGCCCAAGACGAGCUCUACGGGGCCAUCUCGCGAAGAUUUACGCCAUGCACUGGGCUGCCGACCGUCGCCAUCUCGUAUCUGCAUCACAGGACGGCAAACUCAUUGUCUGGGACGCUUACACCACGAACAAAGUCCAUGCUAUUCCCCUCCGGUCAAGUUGGGUCAUGACCUGCGCCUAUUCGCCGUCCGGCAACUUCGUUGCUUGCGGUGGUUUGGAUAACAUUUGCUCCAUCUAUAGUCUCAAGCAAGACGGAACCAACGCCAGGGGCGCCCGCGAAUUGAGCGCACAUUCAGGCUACCUUAGCUGCUGCCGUUUCAUCAACGACCGUCAAAUCGUUACCAGCUCUGGUGACAUGACUUGCAUGCUGUGGGAUAUCGAAGCCGGCGUCAGGGUGGUCGAAUUCAGCGACCAUACAGGUGACGUUAUGAGUCUGUCUCUCGCCCCCAAUAUGAACACCUUCGUCUCCGGCGCCUGCGAUGCUACCGCCAAACUUUGGGAUAUUCGAACUGGCAGAGCAACGCAAACUUUCACUGGGCACGAGUCCGAUAUUAACGCCGUAUCAUUCUUCCCCAACGGCGACGCGUUUGCCACCGGUUCCGACGACGCUUCUUGCCGCCUCUUCGAUAUCCGAGCCGACCGCGAACUCAAUACCUUCACUCACGACAAUAUUCUUUGCGGAAUCACGUCCGUCGCCUUCUCCAUCUCCGGUCGCAUUCUUUUCGGUGGUUAUGAUGACUGGACAUGCAACGUUUGGGAUACCCUCAAGGGCGAGCGCGUUGGUGUUUUGACUGGCCAUGAAAAUCGUGUCAGCUGCCUUGGCGUCAGCGUUGACGGAAUGGCUCUUUGCACUGGAAGUUGGGAUAGCACCCUCCGAGUCUGGGCAUAA